Cheilinus undulatus (humphead wrasse) is the source of this 4504-nucleotide messenger RNA. RefSeq names its product solute carrier family 1 member 5 (gene slc1a5). Gene Ontology annotation, molecular function: L-aspartate transmembrane transporter activity; neutral L-amino acid transmembrane transporter activity; symporter activity. The record is from RefSeq and is a predicted model, not a curated record. The transcript has 8 exons. The coding region runs from base 182 to 1792 and encodes 536 amino acids. Gene Ontology annotation, cellular component: plasma membrane. Gene Ontology annotation, biological process: L-aspartate import across plasma membrane. Lineage: Eukaryota; Metazoa; Chordata; Actinopteri; Labriformes; Labridae.
UAACCUUCCUGGAUCUAUAAGCAGCGCACGCUGUGGAGUACCGGAGCAGUGUAUGUGGAUGGUGACGACGGAGGCAUUUUGCACAAGUAAUAUUGAAACGUUACUCCUACUACAGUAGCGGCGUGUUUGGGGGAACUAUCUGUGCUUUUAGGAUAGUUUAGAUAAACUUUCAACGCACACAAUGGCUGAAAAGAUAGACAUGGAGGACGGAAAGACAUCCAACGGCGAGGCGCACCUCGAUGAGCCGGUGGCCAACGGACCAGCCCCCCUGAAGAAGAAUCCAGAGCCGAUGCCCCAGAGAGUAAAGAGAAUAGUGAUGGCCAACCUGCUCGUAAUCCUCACUGUAGCCGGGGUCAUCAUCGGGGUUUUUAUUGGACUUGGUGUGCGCAACGUGGCGCUGACCAGGACCCAGGUCAUCUACAUCGGGUUCCCCGGUGAGCUGCUCAUCCGGCUGCUUAAAAUGAUCAUAAUCCCUCUUGUGGUGUGUAGUUUAGUUUCUGGGGCCGCCAGCAUCGACCCCAAAGCCCUGGGCAAACUUGGUGGCUGGGCCAUGCUCUUUUUCUUGGUCACCACGUUAAUCGCGUCGUCCAUUGGUGUUGUGAUGGCUUUUAUACUGACUCCUGGCUCCGUUACUAUAACCAAACCAAAGGUGCCUGGCUUGGAUGACAGCGUUCCUGAAGCCAAAGAAGUGAUAGACUCCUUUUUAGAUUUAAUCAGAAACAUCUUCCCCUCAAAUCUGGUGUCAGCCGCCUUUCAGUCAUAUGCAACCAGCUACAAGCUGAUCACCAAAAAUGGCACAAAUGGAAACUUUAAUAUCACAGUGGAGAAGGUGCCCUUUGGAACAGACCAGGAUGGCAUGAAUAUUCUGGGCCUUGUAGUUUUUGCUAUUGUGUUUGGCGUGGCGUUAAGGAAGCUUGGAGAGGAAGGAGAGAUCCUCAUCAAGUUUUUCAACUCCUUCAACGAAGCCACCAUGGUGCUGGUUUCCUGGAUCAUGUGGUAUGCCCCUCUUGGUAUCAUGUUCCUUGUAGCUGGCAAGAUCGUGGAGAUGGACGAUGUCGGCACUCUGUUUGCCAGUCUGGGGAAAUACAUCGCCUGCUGCAUCAUUGGACAUGCUAUCCACGGCUUUUUAGUGCUGCCGGCCAUCUAUUUCGUCAUCACGAGGAAGAACCCAUACACCUUCCUGUGGGGGAUAUUCACAGCUCUGGCUACGGCCUUCGGAACAAGCUCCAGCUCUGCCACGCUGCCCCUGAUGAUGAAGUGUGUGGAGGAAAAUAACGGCGUAUCCAAGCACAUCAGCCGCUUCAUCCUGCCCAUUGGAGCGACGGUCAACAUGGAUGGAGCUGCUCUCUUCCAGUGUGUGGCUGCUGUCUUCAUCGCUCAGCUGAACAAUGUUUCUUUGAACUUCAUCCAAGUCAUUACCAUCCUUGUUACAGCAACAGCCUCGAGUGUAGGAGCUGCAGGUAUACCUGCUGGAGGUGUGCUGACCCUUGCGAUUAUCCUGGAGGCAGUAAAUCUGCCGACCAAUGACAUCUCUCUCAUCCUGGCUGUCGACUGGCUGGUUGACCGUACCUGCACAGUUCUGAAUGUAGAGGGUGAUGCCUUUGGAGCCGGGCUCCUGCAGUUCUUCGUGGACCGCACAUCCAAACAGGACGAGGCUACAGAGCUGAGUGAUAUCAGGUUGGAGGGAGACCCAUCAGCCGCUGCCCCCGAACACUCACCGCUCAUCGAGAAGAGAGGCGGCCAUGAUAGUGCAGAUGGUCCAAAGACUGUUCUCUCGGAGUCUGUCAUGUAAUCCAGCUGCUGAAAAACAUAAUAAUCCUCUCUGCUGACACUCUUACCAGCCAAAACCUGAGGUACCCGCCCCAUUCUCCCUUCUUCCCCUGCCCUGAAGAAAAAGAUAUAGAGAGGAUGAGUAUGGACACUACAAAAACAGUGCAAACAAAUGCUCUCUGUCUUCAAAAUUUUUCUGUGUGGAAAGCAAACAGCUGUAGGGGAAUAUUCAAAAUAUAUAUUGUAUGCAGUAACUUGUUCUUCAUUUUUGAGGAACUAUAACACUGGCGGGCUGCUUUUUGAAAUAGGUCAGAGAUACAUUUGGUCCUUAUCAAUUUUUAUAGUCAGAAAUGUAUCAUGUCAAACCUCAGUUUAUUAUGUCCUGUGUGUGAGGAUGUACUCUUAGAUGUCAAGUAGCUGGGCUAGGCUGGCAUAAUGCUGGAUAUUGUGUUACAAAUAGAAGAAAUGUUGCGUUAAAAUGUUACACAAGGCCAUUUUAAUCUGUAUUACAUCUUUAUCUGUUGGAACUCUGUUACCUGUACACACAAAUCUAUUCUAAUCUAUUCUUAAUUAAGGCAAUAAUUUUAACCAGUUUUUAACCAAAUUUUCUGACUUUGAGAGUUGAUAAGGACCACUGUAGAGCUGCAGAAGUUUUAUAUUCUUCCUCUGGAAUCCGUUAACUUCAAAAGUUUCCGUUACUUUUUUCUUUGUUCGAUAAUUUGAGAUUAUGUUUUGUCGUACAUAAUUAUUGGCACUUUCAUGCAGAUGUAAUGUAAUGUUUGUAAACUAUAGGUCUUGUAUAUUAUCGGACAAUAGUUCUGUUCUGUGUGCAUGAAAAUGGCUGUGAUAAUGUAUGUAAAGCUGCAUUUUAGGACAAAAACUUUCCCAAGGUACUCUGAACUUUAGCUAGUACUCUGUGUUUCCACCAUCUAGACCAGGGUUUAGAUAAAGCACCAGACUUGAUUAUAACCUCUUAAAGAUCCCUGCCUUGGGGGUAUUAUUUUGACAAUUGCAGGGAGCUUUAUGAACCAUUUAGACCUUUUUUUGACUUGCCAGCUUAUUUUCUAAAUCAUAUUUGGUGGAAACACAGAUGUUUAGUCCUGUGAAAAGAGGCUUAGACCUCUCCUGGUAUUGGUGGAAAUGCAUCAUAUGAUAAAAAGCACAAAAAGUGUCCUGUUGGUUGUUUUUGAAGGGUUUAAAGCUUUUAUCAGGCUGUGGAUGUGUCUACUGGUAGUCCAUGCCAAUGUUUCUCUUAUCUACAAAACCUUAUCAUGAAACGUAGAAAUAUAGUGGUUAAAACCCGUUAUAAAGAUUGUAUUUCUACUCCGAAAGCACACUCUAUAAUCGCAGUAACGUCCCAAGGCUGAGAGGAUAAACUUUUUCUCAAGGAUUCAGUAUGUAUAUAUGGACACGGAGCAACCUCCUCUGAGCAUUUGUGCCUCUUCUCAUGGAUGUCAGUGCAAUGGCAGGCAUCUUAACCUCAGGUUUCACUUUGGUUUGAAGACUCGUCCUUUAACUGCUUCUUAAUAUUCUGAGACCACAAAUAUCACAUCGACUCAGCACACAGGAAUGACACCACGAACUCCUGAUAGAAUUGAAUAACAUUUCCAGGAAGAUAUGCUUCUCUCUGUCUCUCCUUUUUUUAUUUUAGCCAAUGUUUCACUAAUGUCUUUGCUUUAUGUAGGUUCCAAAAUCACAGAAAAGCACAAAUUGGUUUAAAGGCACAGUCUGUGGCUAGUUAACUGUGGUGUAAAGUGUGGUGUGAGUAACAGAAGUCCUUCAGAAUAGUAUCAGUGGUUUUCUGUCAUAAGGAUGUGUUGUGUGGGUCUCAUUUGGCCGUGUUCAUGUUCUGACUGUGAAGGCCAAAAUCAAAGUACUAGUUCUGGGUUUAGGCCUUGUAUCGUAGUAGACAUAUCAGAUUAUUACUUGUAGUAAAUAUUAUUUAUUUCCAUAAUCACAAUCCAAAGAUUUUUAAGUCAGUGUUUUCACAUGCAAGCAACUCCAUUUUUGUCUGUCUUCAUUUAAUAACUGGUUUGUGAAAGGUUUUUUUUAUUACUUGGGUCUUUUGUCAUCUUUUUAAGUGUUGGCUUUGUUAGCGUGAGGUGCUUCCAUUUGGGGUUUUUUGUUUUUCUUCUGCAGUUUAGGAAGCUUUGGAGACUGUUCUGUAUCAAUGAUGAGAUGAGUUGUAUUGAUCGUACCCUAAAAUCUUUUCAAAAACAUCAUAUUCUUUUAAUGUUGACAGUAAAAUGCACUAUGAAAUGUUUAUACCAUCCGUUCAUACCAUCCAUCCAUAUCAUGUUAUUACUUUAAAGGUCUACCACAUGAAUGGAGUUUACGUCAUAAUAGGCACUAUCUUUGUAAUUGGUUUCAGUCUAUAGUUUAUGUGGGCUGUAGUUUGUACUAGAUCUGCGGUAUUUCCUAUGUUAUUAUUGCAGGCCCAAUGUUCAGUCACUACAUUUUUAUGGCAUAUGAUCAUGCAAAAAAAAGGUGAACAGUACCCUACAAACAGCUAUGAAGCUUCUGAUUUGUCUUGAUUCCUUUUUGCUACAAGACUGUAAAGAUGUUAACAUUCCCCUGCAAUCUUUACUACAUGGAUGUCUGGUGCGACCAUACUGUAUGUGUGUGGAUGUUGUAUGCAUGUGGUGGGUUAUUAAAGUGGGGCUAUGUUUAAAAUACUUGGUCACACUGAAUAUACUGUCUUUAGUUUCUAAACAAUAAACCCCUUUUUAUUAUA